Messenger RNA from Tinamus guttatus (white-throated tinamou), 445 nucleotides. It is a transcript of the gene LECT2, whose product is annotated as leukocyte cell derived chemotaxin 2. Lineage: Eukaryota; Metazoa; Chordata; Aves; Tinamiformes; Tinamidae. The record is from RefSeq and is a predicted model, not a curated record.
CCUUUUGCUCAUUUUUGCUCUUCUCCUCUCUUUUUUUCUAGCUGUUGCAGCCCAAUGGGCCAACAUCUGCCCGAGUCAACCCGCAAACAAGAUCAGAGGCUGUGACACCAAGGGCUGCGGCGGAUACAACGAGCGCAGGGGUGGCAAGCGGCACAGAGGGGUGGACGUGGUGUGUGAGGACGGCUCCACGGUCCACGCGCCCUUCACGGGGAGGAUCGAGCGGCGAACGCGGCCCUACGGCAACGCCAUCGAUGACGGCGUGCAGCUCUCCGGGUCAGGUUUCUGCGUCAAGAUGUUCUACAUCAAACCACUCAAGUCAAGCGGCCCCAUCAGGAAGGGUGAGAAGAUCGGCGUCCUGCUGCCCAUGCAAAGCGUGUACCGAGGCAUCACCUCCCAUGUCCACGUCCAGAACUGCGACCUCACCGACCCCACGCCCCACUUGUGA